GGCUGGGCGGCUCAGCUCCGCCUCCGCCGCCGCGCCGCGCAGCGCCGCGCCGGGCCCGACAAACCGGGUCUGAGGAGAGCCGCCCAGAGAAGGACGCGGGCAGCCAUGGCCGAAGAGGCGCCUGCCCCGGCUCCAGAGAGGGACAGGCAAAUAGGGGAUGAAAGGCCUUUGACGCCUUCUCCAUCACCCCAGCUGGCUGCUGAGAAGAGCUCAUACCUCUACUCCACGGAGAUCACGCUGUGGACGGUGGUGGCCGCCAUCCAGGCGUUGGAGAAGAAGGUGGAUUCCUGCCUGGCCCGCCUGAUGACCCUGGAGGGGCGGACAGGGAAGGCUGAGAAGAAGCUGGCCGACUGCGAGAAGACGGCCGUGGAGUUGGGGAACCAGCUGGAGGGCAAGUGGGCAGUGCUGGGGACCCUGCUGCAGGAGUACGGGCUGCUGCAGAGGCGGCUGGAGAACGUGGAGAACCUGCUGAGGAACAGGAACUUCUGGAUCCUGCGGCUGCCCCCGGGCAGCAAGGGCGAGGCCCCCAAGGUGCCCGUGACCUUUGAUGAUGUGGCCGUGUAUUUCUCUGAGCCAGAGUGGGGCAAACUGGAUGAGUGGCAGAAGGAGCUGUACAAGCACGUGAUGCGGGGCAACUACGAGACGCUGGUCUCCCUGGAUUAUGCCAUCUCCAAACCGGAUAUCCUCACCCGGAUGGAGAGGGGAGAGGAGCCUUGCCCUGAAGGCCCGAGGGGCCGGGAGGAGGGGAGUGACAGAGAGGAAGCACGCCCAAGGAGGCUGGGCGCUGGCCUUCCUCCAUACCCAGAGCACACCUCCAGCCCAGUCAGCCCUGCCCAGAAGGAGCCAAAAGAAGGUCAGGCCUCCAAGCACCAGCAAGACUCAGAAACAAGAGUAACCCCACCCGAAACGAGCACCGGACCACUAGCCAGCACUAGCGUUUUGUCCUCGGUUAAACGGGAGGAAGAAUCUUCAGAUGGGGAGUCACCCACCUCCCCUCCCAGGGACAUCCUGCCCGGCAUGGGGCCAGGUGGUGGCGGUAUGGUCAUCAAGACGGAAGCACAAUCUGAGGACGAGAUGAUGCCUGAGCAGCUCUACCUGGGGGAGUCCCAGAACCAGCCAGAGUGUAGACUCCCCAAAGGGCCCAGGAGCAGGACCGGGGGUUCUGGCCGGCCUCACUCGGGGGCAGCGCCCAGGGUGCGGGCAGGGGACCCUCUGCCACCGGGGGCACCGGGGAAGGGGGGCGAGCCGCCUCGCGUCCUCCCCCGCCGGCGAGAGCGGGCCUUCCCCUGCCCUGACUGCGGACAGAGCUUCCGCCUGAAGAUCAACCUGACCAUUCACCAACGGACCCACGCGGAGGAGGAGCAGCGCGCGGAGGCCCGGGGCGGCUCGGCCUCCGGGGCCGGGGGACGUGCCCAGCCCGCGCUGGAGCCGGGGGAGGUGGUGGUGCCCGGCCCCGUCAUCCGCUGGCUCCCAGAGGGGCCCGAGGGCCGCCGCUGCUUCGUGGGGCGGAGGCCGGCGGCCGCCAAGGUGUACCACUGCAGCGAGUGCCUGCGCUUCUUCCAGCAGCGGAAGAGCCUGCUGCUCCACCAGCGCCUGCACACCGGCGACAGCCAGGGCUGGCCCGCCUGCCCCUACUGCGGCAAGGCCUUCCGCCGGCCCUCGGACCUCUUCCGGCACCAGCGCAUCCACACGGGCGAGCGGCCCUACCCGUGCCCCGAGUGCGGCCGCGCCUUCAACCGCAACCACCACCUGGCGGUCCACAUGCAGACGCACGCGCGCGGCCAGGGCGGCCCGCACGUUCCGGCUCCCCCCGCCCGCCUGGGCAGCCCGCCGCUGGCACGGCCCAGCCCCUCCGAGGAGGGCUGACCGGGCAGGAGCCUGCGGGGCACCCCCUGCUCCAGGACCACCUCAACACCGGCGGAGCCCUUCCACUUGUGCCUGAUGCUGGUUCCUCCUUCUGCGAUGGCUUUGGAGAGAUCUUUUUACAUGGGAAGCAGUGGCCUUUUUGAUGACAGAGUGUAUGCGUGUCAGAUGCCUCAGUUUCCUAAGUUUGUCACUCUGCUGCUUUUUCUACAUUCCUGACUUACACAGGGGCCACUAAGGCUUAGGGGAUGCCAAGCUUUGGUGGGGGCCUUUGACGGGUACUGUGGACAGGCAACAGGACCAGAGGCCAUGGCCUUUCUAGUAGGGGGUGUUCGAGACACGGAGAGCCUGGGGUUUGAUUUUAUACACAGAGGUCUUGGCCUUCUGUCAACACGAGAAACAGCAGAGUGGACAGACAGCCUGAAGAAUAGGCACUAGAAAUUUGAGUUUUCUACUGUUAUUUUGAAACUUUUUUUAAUGGAGAUUUUCUAAGUGCUUCUGUAAGUAUUGUGUGUGGUUGUAAAGGGGACCGAGAACUCCUGAGGGGCAGGUAUUAUUCUGCCACCUCCUUGUGUGUGGGGAUGGCAGAGGGACUGUCCAGACCAGCCUGGGAAUGCCUGCUGAUGGGGGUGCCUUGGCUGCUGCCCUGGAAACCAGGUGUCUUCCCAGGUGUGUGUUCGUUGGUCUAGACUGAUUCCCAGUAUUCCUGGUCCUUUCCCCAGUGGGUGUUCACAUUCAUGAUUGACUUUGGUAAUCAGCUGAGAGCGGGGAACUGCAGCCUGGAGUGGAUGACAUUUCCCCCAAGGUCUCAGUGUUCACGGGUGUGCACGCUCCAUGGACUGGACCCCACCUGACACCUGGGGGGUGGGGGAGGUCAGGUGCAGAGCGGGCCCAGGAAGUUCCUCCCGAGAGGAAGAUCCUGGUCUGAGGGAGGCUGGUCAGCCCACGUGGACUGUGGGGUUGCCAGGCCUGAUGUGUCACGUUAAAGGAGGGGGUUGUCUUCUAGAACUUGGGGCUCAUGGCAGAGUUAGGCCAGGAGAUCUAGGUGAAUCUUUUAACCACCUCCAUCCUCGUGUUACUUGUCUGUCGAAGGUGGUAAUGACCCCAGUGCAUCCUACCUCACCUUAGAGUUGUCAGGGUCAUAAUAGAUUUAGAGGCAGCGGGACAAAUAGGAAGCCUGAUUUCGACCUUCCUUUCAGGUUCAGGGCCCCCUUUCUCUUUCAUGUUGAUCUUCCAGCCCUCUUCCCAGUCAGAAUCACUCAAGAAGGACCUUUAUUUUCUGGAGUGAGUGGAAGGUCCCACGGGUGCAAAGUGAGGUAAGACUUUCCCUUUGGGCUAUAUCCGCCUGGAGCCUUUUGUACCUCAGUGGAACAAAUUCUCACCAAAGCAGUGAGGUUCAAACUGUGGAGGUUCGGGCUCUAGUGUCGCGCCUCAUGGAGAAGUCUCGGUGGCACCUAGCUUCUUGUGCCUCUUCAGUCACACCACUUUGGGCGCUCCCUAUAAACCAGCCCUUGGUCUGGGUGACUUUGAAGCUGGAGUGAUGGGUCCUCAGCUCUUCUGAUUGUUGUCUUAUUUAUCUGGCACUAUGUGAAGUGUCCAGUGUUCAGGCCUGCUUCCAGGUGCCUGGGUCCCUGGCUGUGCCACUUCCUCUUGCCCCCCUCUGACCCUCAUACCUCUCCUAAAGUCCUGAACAGGGUUGGGGGCAGAUGGAAACAUUGCUGUCAUCUCUGGGGCGAGAGUAUACGCGUCAGUGACUGCUCAGCCAAGCUCCUCUGGGCUUGGGAGAGGCGCCCCCCUCCCCUGCCAUAGAUCCUGCUUGUCUGCUCUGGUAUCCCCCAGCUCUUGCCAGGGCCCCGCAGUCAGGGCUGGGCUGUCAGCAAGUGCUCAGACAGGAUGUGGUGCUAGUGAAGCUGCUGAGAGCUUAGCCCUCAGCUGCAAGAGCUAGUCUCAGGUGUUUCCUUGGAAGGCCUCAGGGCUCAGAGUUUCCAGGCUUUUCUAAUGCUUAAUGCCCUGUGUAAAUACGCAAACUCUUAACAGAAGCAGUAAUCACUGUGCAGUGGUGCUCCUCUUCUUCCAAAGCAUUCAAUGUGCCGGGCUCCCGGCUAGGCCCUGUGAGUUUGCCUGGCACUCACUAGGUGUUCAAAGGACAUUCUUUGCACUGAAAUGAGUCAGCGGAGGCUGCGUGACCUGGGAGGCUGGAGCCUGGUCUGACCCCAGUCUCACUCCCAGCUCUGGGUCUCGGGUUCCUCAUUUGUAAAGCAAAGUUGGGGUUCUGGUGUUAAAAGGCCCGUUAAGAACUGUGACGGUGGUGAAACCUUGGCCCCCAUCAGUGCUCAAUAAAUAUG
Molecule: messenger RNA, 4208 nt
Organism: Globicephala melas (long-finned pilot whale)
Lineage: Eukaryota; Metazoa; Chordata; Mammalia; Artiodactyla; Delphinidae
Gene: ZNF783
Product: zinc finger protein 783
Biological process (GO): regulation of DNA-templated transcription
Molecular function (GO): DNA-binding transcription repressor activity, RNA polymerase II-specific
Source: RefSeq, a predicted model, not a curated record